AUGCCCCGCGUACGGUUUGUGCUAGAACAAGAAGGUUCCGAGAUGAACCACAUGCCUACUGUAGCCGAGCUCAACUCCAGCGCCGUUAUCCUCCGUCAACGCUUGAUUACCGACGUCCGUCACAUUCUUCAAUCCCAAGACCACACGAAUCUUGUGCAAUCCGUAGUUGAUCGUGGCACCUCCCCAAUAAAUUUUGACACUCAUCGCCAGCACCGUGGAACCAGUCCAUUGACAGUUAACCAUGUGGUCGGGUUGUUGGAAACCAUCCAACAUAAUGUUCCUGAGGAGCGCCCUUAUACCACGCUGACUUUGAGAGAAUCGAGAAAGCGACCACGACAACAGCAGGAGAAUGGGGAGGGCUCCUCGAGCUCAAAUGUUGCUCCUCGGCCACAACAUGAGAUCGAUGACGAGAGGAAUAAUCUCUUGAAUAACGAUGUUUUCAUAAAAAUUGAGAUCCCCGAUGAGUACUUGAUGGCAAAAGGUCGUAUAGAACACUUCAAGAUGGAACUCAGUUCUAAUUUCGGCGCGGUAAAGCGCCUAAGUGAAUUGCUCUUUGAAUACAAAAAGGACUAUGACCAGAUGCCAAUACCCGCUCUUAAUGUCAAGGUGGAUGAUCACAUUGACAACUUGGAACGUGAAUGGGAACGAGAACUUCGGGAAGCUAAUCAGGCCAAACACGAUCUUGACGUAACGAAUUUCAACCGAUUGAGAGAAGUCGAAUUGGAAUAUCAUGUGGUAGAUUUGAUGCAUCGGUAUGGCAAGCCGAGAUCCGAAAUACCGCUCCCAACUGAUUAUUCACACAUGGAUGUCCAUUUCGCAGAUCUGGAGAGAAGAUUGAGAGCGUCUGCGGAACGUGAAAUUCGCCGAAACGAUGAGAUGGCCAUGGCUCAGAGAGCAGAACGGACACGCAGAAAUGUACAAACUCUUGUUGAAUUCGAAGUCGCCUUAGCGCCUUCGAUGUCUGCAAGAAAAGUACGUAGACUCAGAAGACAAAUGCUUCGUGAUGCCACAGCGCCUCGGCCAUCAACAUCGACUAUGAAUAGGGAGUAG
This is a messenger RNA of Caenorhabditis remanei, 1050 nucleotides long. RefSeq lists its product as uncharacterized. The coding region runs from base 1 to 1050 and encodes 349 amino acids. The transcript is spliced from 3 exons. Lineage: Eukaryota; Metazoa; Nematoda; Chromadorea; Rhabditida; Rhabditidae. The record is from RefSeq and is a predicted model, not a curated record.